Drosophila ananassae is the source of this 1800-nucleotide messenger RNA. It is a transcript of the gene Ugt37B1, whose product is annotated as UDP-glycosyltransferase UGT5. The transcript has 3 exons. Lineage: Eukaryota; Metazoa; Arthropoda; Insecta; Diptera; Drosophilidae. The coding region runs from base 1 to 1758 and encodes 585 amino acids. The record is from RefSeq and is a predicted model, not a curated record. Gene Ontology annotation, molecular function: UDP-glycosyltransferase activity.
AUGGAACCCAGCUCAGAGCAAACCGAACGAACGAUUGCGCAACCACAGCGCAAAAACCACUUGAAAUUUCGCACACCCACCGACGUGUUGACAAGUGUUAUCAGAAAUUCUGGUCGGUUAAAAGCCAUACGCCCAGUAACUUAUCAAAGUAGUUUGCGAGUAACAGUAGGCGAAUACACAUGGCCGCGAUUAGAAAUUUGUUGGCCUUUCUGGCCAACCCAUGCGGCCAACAUCGUGGGGCUCUUCGCCAGCCUGAGUCCGUCGCACUUGGUUAUCCAGAUGUCCAUGGCCCGAAUUCUAGCCGAAAGUGGUCACAACGUUACUGUGGUGACCGCCCUGAAGCCGCCGUUCCUGCCGAAAAAUAUCACACAUAUCCAAGUGCCCCUCACGGAGGACGAGCUGCAGGCCUUCAAUUCAGUUUUUGCCGAAACGGCCAAGACAGAUAAUACCAACCCGUUUUUGCAAAUGCUUCAACGAGUAGGAAAAAUGAGCAGCGCCUUUUCAAAGACGGCCAGAGUUAUGGAUCAUCAGCUGGUCAAGGAUCUCUACGAAAACAAAGACAACAAGAUCGAUCUGGUCAUCGUUGGAUAUUUUAUGAGCAGCUUCCAUUUCACGUUGGCGCACAAGCUAAAGGUACCGCUUGUGUUGGCUCUCUCCAAUCCGCCAAGCUUUCUGGGACACCUCUUGGGCAACCCCAGAGAACUGUCCUACGUGCCAGCAAUGACUACGACAGUUAAAGCAGGCGAGGUGAUGGGUCUUGGAAAGCGCUUUGCUAAUCUUUUGGGUGCCUUGGGUCAACUUGCAUUUAUGACCAUAAUUGAGUAUAACAACGAAAAGACAUACAGGAAAAUGUACCAGGAUGAUCCCUCUCUUCCCGCCUAUGGGGAAUUGGCAAAGAACAUUUCGCUUAUAUUCUUUUCCUCUCACGGAAUCAGCGAGGGACCUAUAAGGCCUAAUGUGCCAGCAGUGAUUGAGGUAGGGGGGAUACAGGUCAAGGAUCAGCCGGAUCCCUUGCCCCAAAACCUGCAGGAUUUCCUCAGUGUCUGUCCCCAUGGAGCCAUUCUACUGAGUUUGGGCUCAAAUCUCAAAGGAGCUCAUCUGAAGCAAGAUUCGGUAAAGAGGAUGUUCAAUGUCCUCUCGAAACUGAAACAGAAGGUCAUUUGGAAGUGGGACGAUCUGGAAAACCUGCCCGGCCAGUCGGAAAACAUUCUGUUCGCCAAGUGGCUGCCUCAGGAUGACAUCCUGGCGCAUCCCAACAUCAAGCUGUUCAUUACCCACGCGGGCAAGGGCAGUGUCACCGAGGCUCAGUACCACGGAAAACCUAUGUUGGCCCUUCCAGUUUUCGGAGACCAGCCCGGUAAUGCUGCUGACAUGGAACUGCAGGGCUUUGGUGUGAUUGAAAGUUUAGUCAACCUGCAGGAGGAAUCCUUUGCCGCGGGUAUCAAAGAGGUGCUGGACAAUCCCAAAUACACCAAAGCGGUUAAAAAAUUUUCCGAACUCUACCGCGAUCGACCGCUGAGUGCCCGUAAAACAAUAGUUUAUUGGGUGGACUACGUUAUCCGACACCAUGGAGCCCCACAUCUACAAAGUCCAGUUGUGCACAUGAGCUUCAUAGCCGCGAAUAACUUGGAUAUAUAUUUUAUAAUUGUGUGCGCACUUUUAGUCAUAGUUUUUGCUUUAAGAUUAGUUUUUGGGCUUAUUGUAAAAAAGAUCAAGGGUUCACCAAACGUUCCAAAACAAAAAGCGAAAAAGCAUUAAGUUUAUGUGACUCGUACUUUAAUAAAUUUGUUUAAACUUUAA